UCUCUGAUUGAUUGCCCGAAACAGAUAACCCAGCUUUCUUUUUUCUCUUCUUGCUAGACAAUAAAGAAUGGAAGUAUCCGACUAUAUCAACAGUGCCAAAACGUUUGCAGAGAGAGCAGCCAAGCUCUCACAAAAAAUGUCACAAGGUCUUGUCGACAAUGCGCGUGAACUAGGCUUUCCCGGUUCUGAAUCAGGUGCCCAGUACUUUGAUACCUCUGAGGAGAAAAUGCGUAAUAUCAAGCGUCAACUCGAUUCGAAAAACGAUAGAGAGAAAUUAGACGGGCUCAAGCGACUGAUUGCUAUGAUUUCUAAGGGCAGAGACGUGUCCGAGUUUUUCCCUGAUGUAGUCAAGAACGUAGUCUCUCAGAACAUAGAAAUCCGCAAACUCGUCUAUAUUUUCUUAUUACGGUAUGCUGAGCAGGAACCUGAUUUGGCACUGUUGUCCAUCAACUCUUUCCAAAAGGAUCUAAGUGAUAAGAAUCAGAUUAUUCGCGCCAUGGCAUUGCGUGUUAUGAGUGGUAUUCGUGUACCUGUUAUUAGUCCUAUUGUCUUGCUUGGCAUUAAGAAAUGUAUCACAGACCCAAGUCCUUAUGUUCGAAAAACGGCUGCUCAUGCUAUUCCUAAAUGCUAUAGUCUGGAUGCGAGUCAAAAGGAAGCAUUAGUUGAGAUUAUUGCCACAUUACUCAAGGACAGAUCAAAUUUAGUGAUCGGAAGUACUAUUAUGGCCUUUAACGAAGUAUGUCCUAAUCGAUUUGAUUUGAUUCACCCUUGUUUUCGGAAACUAUGCAACAUGUUAGGUGAUUGUGAUGAAUGGGGACAAAUGUCAAUUUUGGGUGUUCUGUUACGCUAUGGUAGAAACCAAUUUUUGAACCCCAAUCCUAAUGGGGAAGAUCAAAGUCGUAUUCCACCUAAAAAGAAAACAACAACAACUACCAGUAAAUCGUUUUAUUCCUCUGAUUCUUCUAGCGAAGAAGAAGAACAAGAGAAUGUCAAGGAUAUUGAGGAAGUUGAAUUGGAUGUGGACCAUGAAUUGCUAUUAAAAAGCUGUGUUCCUCUCUUACAGAGUCGUAAUAGUGGUGUAGUCUUAGCUGUAGCUAAAUUGUACUAUUACUUGGCUCCUGCUGCAGAGGCUGAAAAGAUUGCUAAGCCCUUGGUACGUCUAUUGCGUUCGCAUAGAGAACAAUCUUAUGUAGUACUCUCAAAUAUCGCCACAAUGGCUUCAAGAAGACCUUAUCUGUUUGAAUCUUCGCUUCAACAAUUCUAUGCUCAAUCUUCAGAACCUGUAUUUAUUCGUGAUACCAAAUUGGAUAUCUUGACAACUAUCGCUAAUGAAUCCAAUAUCCACACACUACUUGUUGAACUUCAGCAAUACAUCAAAAGCCCCAAUAAAGACUUUGUUGCUGCAACUAUUCAAGCUAUUGGUCGUUGUGCAACAAGUGUGCCUACUGCUACUGAUCAAUGUCUGCGCCUUUUAAUGAAAUUACUUCGUAGUAGAAAUGAACUUGUGGUAGCUGAAUCAGUUCUCGUUUUGACAAGACUAUUACAAGUUCCUUCAGAAGAACGAUCCAAGUCAGUCAUAACACUUGUAAAGCUACUAGAUACAAUCAAGGUGCCAAUGGCUAGAGCCAAUAUUUUGUGGCUCGUAGGCCAAUAUGCAGGAACAUUGCCCAAGGUGGGGCCCGACGUAUUGCGUCAAGCUGUAAAGAACUUUAUCAACGAGGACAAUGCUACUAAACUUCAAACCUUGACAUUAGCAGCUAAAUUAAUAUGCUUAAAUGCCGAUCAUCCUAUUCUCAAUAGCUUGAACCAAUAUCUACUCAAUUUGGCUCGUUAUGAUACUGAUUACGAUGUGAGAGACCGUGCUCGUUUCUUGCGCGCUCUUACUUUACAAGGACAGAAUGAAAAGCCUGGAUUACAGCAAAUCAAACAGCAUUUGCAAAAAAUUUUACUUUCUAACAAGGAGCCUCCUAUCAUUCAAUCAGCUGAUAUUCAAAAUGCUUCUGAUUACAAUGUUGGCUCACUUUCACUUUUAGCACAUCAACCACUUCCAGGUUAUGAACCCUUAGCUGAUUACCCAGAAGAGCAGCCUGAUACAAGCGUGCGCGAUGUUGAAGAAUUAGAAGGAUGGAGUGGUAGCCGUACAACAAUGAUGGAAACUGGGUUCGGAAGUGAUAAUUAUCGUAAAGGAACCACUGCAUUAUCUGGCAUUGAAGCUAUGGGCAGUAGCAGUCUUACUUCCAUGUAUGCUCCCUCGGCCAUAAAGAAAAAGGGCAAUGAUUAUGAUUUGGAUGCAUUUUAUGAAGAAUCAAGUGAAGAAGAAGAUUCCUCUGCAUCUUCUGAGCAAGAAGAGACAAGUUCCGAAGAAGAGGAGGAAGAAUCCGAAGAGGGGGAAGUCGAAGAGGGAUCGGAAGAAGAUGAAUCAAGCGGACUAUAUUCUUCCGAAGAAGAAGAGCCUAAGAAAGCGAUACGAAAAUAGAGAAAUUUGCUACUUUUUUUUUUAUCACUAAUAAAAGCCUAUUCGGUUAAUCUUA
Gilbertella persicaria is the source of this 2531-nucleotide messenger RNA. RefSeq names its product adaptin N terminal region-domain-containing protein. Gene Ontology annotation, biological process: intracellular protein transport; vesicle-mediated transport. The transcript has 9 exons. Lineage: Eukaryota; Fungi; Mucoromycota; Mucoromycetes; Mucorales; Choanephoraceae. Gene Ontology annotation, cellular component: membrane coat; AP-3 adaptor complex. The coding region runs from base 68 to 2476 and encodes 802 amino acids. The record is from RefSeq and is a predicted model, not a curated record.